AUAAAACAUGCCCAGAGUCACAUGAGGGCUUAUUCGCAAGAUGACAGCCUGGAGCUUGUUUGGGCUCCUGCUAUACCUGCUGGGUGGAGAUGGUGUGUGUCGCUGGCUGUCUGAUCCUGUAAUCAGAGGCUACACCACAGCAGCAGGUCUGCAUGUGGGCAUCCUGCAGCUGCCACUGAUGACUGGGAUACCUGCACAGAGAUACACUGGACUACUGCCUUCAGCUUGGGUUUUAAAGGAUGUUCUGCAUGGAGUGACCAAUGUUGUACCAGGAACUCUGUCAGUCUCCGUGGUUUCCAUGGUGAUACUGUUUGGAGGCAAGAUGCUGAAUGAGCGCUUUAAGAACAAGCUGCCUGUGGUUAUACCGUGGGAACUUAUAUUGAUUGUCUUGGGCACCAUCCUGUCAGUGCAGAUGGAUCUGACUGGACAGCACAGAGUCCAGGUGGUGGGACACAUACCCAGUGGACUGUCUCCCCCUGCCCUUCCCUCUCUUUCUCAGGUCAGAGAGUUGUUUGUUCCAGCUUUAUCUCUGGCUCUGGUUGGCUUCAGUUUCCACUCAGCCUUGGGCUCAGUGUUCGCCCACAAACACGGCUACUGCGUGGAUCUCAGUCAGGAGCUGUUGGCUCUGGGUUUGUGUAACGCCAUUGGAGGAAUGUUCCAAUGUUUUGCCGUCAGCUGCUCUUUCUCUCGCAGUAUGGUCCAGGAUAGUAUUGGUGUCAAAUCACAGAUGGCAGGUUUGGUAUCAUCUCUGAUGAUUCUAACUAUCUUGUUGAAGAUCGGUCAUCUCUUUGAGCAACUGCCAAAGGCAGUGCUGGCAGUGAUCAUCGUGGUCAACUUGCAGGGGAUAAUGGCUCAGUUCAAAGAUGUGUGUGUCCUCUGGAAGUCUGACAGAUUAGACCUGCUGGUAUGGGUAGCCUCGCUGAUUUCCACGCUGAUCUUUAACCUGGACCUCGGUCUGGCUGUGGCUGUCGGCUUCUCUCUGCUAACACUCAUCUACAGGACACAACACUCCUCCACUGUUGUUUUGGGUCAUAUUCCUGGUACAGACUGUUACAGAGAUGUGGGACUCUACACUGAGGCAAAGCAAGUUCCUGGCAUGACUAUACUGUCCUAUUCCAGUCCUAUUUACUUUGCCAACUCUGAACUGGUCUUCACAGAGACAAGAGAGACGGUGAGCCGUGGUCAGAAGGAGAACCUAGCCGCAGUCCACACUGGUACCUCUUUCUCCUCAUCUUCUUCAGCCCAGACAUCGGCACACACUCAUUGCUUGGUUCUGGAUCUCAGCUCAGUUAACUUCAUGGACUCUGUGGCAAUGACAGCACUUUGCAAGGUUGUAGAAAGUUUGGAAGUCCAGGGUGUCGCCGUGUUUCUGGCAGCGUGCCCAGAAAGAGUUUUAUCGCAGCUCCAGACUCAGGGUUGUAUAGCAGACAGCCUGCCCAGCUCCUGUCUCUUCCCCUCAGUCCACCAUGCUGUCCAGCGCUGCCUCAGGACCCUGCCUAAACCUCUAGAGGAAAUCAGCACAGAUGCGAGUGAAUGUUGAACCUACAAUGCGACUGCUACUUUUGAAUGUAAAUUACAGGACAGAUAAGACAUCUCACAAGAAGAAGACAGAAAGGCUUUAAGAUGUCAGACAGAACAACCAAAGCUUCCUUUAAUUUUGAAAGAAAGCCAUCAACACCUUUCAUAGUAUGUCUACACUUCUCACACAUCUCCGGACAAUAAAUAUAAUUGUUC
Larimichthys crocea (large yellow croaker) is the source of this 1734-nucleotide messenger RNA. It is a transcript of the gene slc26a6.1, whose product is annotated as solute carrier family 26 member 6, tandem duplicate 1. The record is from RefSeq and is a predicted model, not a curated record. Gene Ontology annotation, cellular component: membrane. Lineage: Eukaryota; Metazoa; Chordata; Actinopteri; Sciaenidae. The transcript is spliced from 15 exons. Gene Ontology annotation, biological process: transmembrane transport. The coding region runs from base 41 to 1540 and encodes 499 amino acids.